UGCAGAUCGCGGAAGUGCCUUGUGCCGGAAGCGGAAGUGCCUUGUGCCGGAAGCGAGGGAAGCGGAAGCGACGGGUGGGACCGAGCGGCGAGAGGAAUGGAGCCGCUGCCGCCGGGGGACGACGAAGAGGAGGAGGAGCCGUGGCCGGAGGUGGAGGCCUCCGGGCGACGGGAGCUGAGCCUGGAGUUGAGCGCGGCGCUCGAGCGAAGGGUGCGGGCGGCGGGGGGCUGCCUGCCGGCCGCGCUGGGCUCCCUGGGGGCGGCGCUGCGGUCGCUGGAGGUGCGGGGCGGCGGUUCCGCGGCCUUGCGCGAGCCCGGGCCGGCCCUGGGGCGCUUGACGGGGCUGCAGACGCUGGCGCUCACGGGCUGCGCGCUCGGCCCGGCGGGGCUGGCCCGGGCCGGGCGCCUCCUGCCGGCCACGCUGCGCACCCUCGACCUCUCUGGCAACGGCCUGGAGGAGCUGCCGCCGGAGCUGGGUGGAGUCGCCGUCGUCUCCGCCGCGGGGGAGCCUGAGGCGGGCGUGAGGGGCGCUCCUGCCGCCGCCCUGCCGGAGUUGCGCCUCCUCAACCUGCGCCGCAACCGCCUGCGCGAACUGGGGCCCGGCUUGGCGCGCUCCGCCCCGGCCCUGCAGGAGCUGCUUCUGGGCGGCAACCGCCUGCGCGCCCUCCCUGGGGGUCUGCUCCCUGCGGACGACGACCGCCGCGCCGCCCCCCUGGCCUUGCUGGGCACCCUCGAGGCCGCCGGCAACGAGCUGGAGGAGCUGGGGCCCCGCAUCUCCCGCCUGGUCGGCCUCAAGAUCUUGGAUGUUUCCAACAACAUGUUAUCUGAAAUCCCCGUGGAGUUGGCUGACUGUCCUAAGCUGAAGGACGUCAAUUUGAAAGGAAAUGCCCUCAAAGACAAGCGGCUUGAGAAGAUGGUGAACGGCUGCCAGACAAAAUCUAUCCUGGAGUACUUGCGCGUCGGGGGCCGAGGGGGUAGCAAAGGGAAAGGCAAGCAGGAUGGUGCCGAGAGGGAGGAGUCGAGGAAGAAAAAGAGAGAGAAGAAAAAGAAAAAAGCCGGCAGCGAUGAAGAGGAAGAGGUGGAAGAAGCCCAGAAACUGCUUGUGAAAGUUCUCCGCAUUUCUGAGAAUCCAGCCCCGUUGGUUGUGAAAGCCAGCCCUGGCGUCAAAGAUGUCCGCCCCUAUAUUGUAUGCUGUGUGGUGAAAGGAAUGGACUUCAAGCCAGGCAACGCUUUGAAGAGGUUUCUUUCUGCUCAGACCAAACUCCAUGAGGACAUCUGUGAGAAGCGAACAGCAGCCACUAUCGCCACCCACGAUCUGCAGCUGGUGAAAGGUCCUCUUCUUUAUGAUGCUUGGCCACCAGAUGAUUUGAAGAUCAUCCCCUUGGGCCGGAAGGAAGUCAAGGCCAAGGACCUCCUCCGGCAGCUGCAAUCGGAAGCUGAGGAGCAGCGAAAGCAGAAGAAGAGACAGAAUAUCUCUGGAUUGCACAAGUACCUCCAGUUACUGGAUGGCAAAGAGAAUUACCCCUGCCUGGUUGAUGCUGAAGGUGCAGUGAUUUCUUUCCCACCAAUCACAAACAGCGAAAAGACAAAGCUUGGGAAAACAACCUCAGCUCUCUUUCUAGAAGUGACCAGUGCCACUAGCCUGCAGAUAUGCAAGGAUGUGAUGGACACCCUCAUUCUAAAAAUGGCGGAGCUGAACAGGUCCACUUUGGAGAAUGCAGACAGAGACCUGGGUUCUGAUCACGAAUCGAACGAGAUCGCCGUGCAUGAAAAUUCAAGACUUGAAGGCGUUUCCAAGAACUCCCCUCUAAUGUUGGAACAGGUUCGGGUUGUGGACGUGGAUGGGAACUUAAAAGUCCUUUACCCUUCCAAAACUGAUCUCAGUACGGUCUCAUCUCUCAUCACUGUAAUUCAUUAAGCACCUUUGCAGGGCUGGGGGGUCCUUGUUGUGGGGCAUGUUAUGCAGCACUUGUAAACAGUAGCCUCGCUUUGCAGUUUUAUUUUGUUUUUUAAAACCAAAUGCAAGAUAUCCAGUGCCGUGCUUCAGAGAGGGUUUGCUUGACGAUUAACAGUACAGGAUUUUGUGGUCUUGAGAGAGACUCAAAAACCAGCUUGGUUAAUGAAACACAAACCUCCCACCUAAGCCCGGGAUCUGCACAGAUCUCUUUUGAAUAAAAGUGCAAGAUGAUAUUCAUUUUAAUGAGAAACACUAUCUAUAUGGCACAGGGGUACUCUCUAAUCCCUGCUUGGGCAUAGCCACCCCAUGGCAGAUGGCCCUGGUCAACAACCAACUUUUGAAUGGUCGGUGAAGGACCAGCAGCAUCGGCUCCACCCCCACGCCUUGUUCCUGCCCCAGGCAAGAUGCUCUUUAGUUCCCUCCAUCCCAGUGUGAGCGGCAGCAGCAGAGCUCUCCCUUCCCACCCUUGAGCUCCUCUUUCCCGCAUCUUUCUGGGAUGUUGAAAGAGGCGGCAGUCGAUCCCUCUGAUGCUCUUUAUAAAUGGUGAGUGGUGGGAGCCCCUUCUGCCUGUAUCUCACCUGGUGCAGAUCAAACCAGGAUGAUGUCAGGAGGGGGCUUCUGGUUAUGGUGAGGCCAGAUGGGAGAUUUCAUGGGGUGGAGACUGGGUCCCCUGAUAACCAGUUGGCAUGCUUUCUAGCAAAGCAAAGUGUGGCCUCUUGUGCAGAAUGAAGCCACUGCUUCAGACCCUGAAGUCUGGUUUGUACUCUUGAUGUGAGUUGCUGCUGCUCUCUGGGGUCUUCCCCAUGGCCCCCAGGGGCUCCAACUCAUGGCACUCUGUGUCUUGUAAAGUAUGAGGGAUGCCAGAGCUGGUCCUUCCCCUCGGCACGUCCCUUGCGGAUUCUGUCCACAUCUUGCCAGCAGAGAAGCGUGGAGCCAGACAGCUGGGGGCCAUGGACUUGCGUGCCUUGGACAGUAGACACCCCCUCUCCUCCCCUCGGCCCACAUGGCAGACACUGUUUUCGAAACUGACAGUUCUUUCAAAAUCCGAUAGUGAUUUGGACUCGGGGAGUCUCAUGAGCCACUCUUCAAAAGGGGGGAAACAGCAAUCACACUGGACCAGCUCAAAUCCUUUGGCCGUGCCUAAAAUACUUGCAUGCAUUGUGCCCUCCGUGAUUGCAUAGAAGAACUGGGAAGUGUGACAGCCAGUAAUGUUAAGAGUACAAAUAAAAGGAGCAAAUGCAAAGUA
This is a messenger RNA of Rhineura floridana, 3202 nucleotides long. RefSeq names its product leucine rich repeat containing 47 (gene LRRC47). Gene Ontology annotation, biological process: phenylalanyl-tRNA aminoacylation. The transcript is spliced from 7 exons. Lineage: Eukaryota; Metazoa; Chordata; Lepidosauria; Squamata; Rhineuridae. The record is from RefSeq and is a predicted model, not a curated record. Gene Ontology annotation, molecular function: phenylalanine-tRNA ligase activity; protein binding; RNA binding. The coding region runs from base 97 to 1917 and encodes 606 amino acids.